Rotaria sp. Silwood1 is the source of this 957-nucleotide messenger RNA. NCBI's taxonomy places the organism in Eukaryota, Metazoa, Rotifera, Eurotatoria, Philodinida, Philodinidae. The record is from the annotation of a GenBank genome assembly.
AUGGUUUAUUAUGAAACAAAUCGAGCACGUCUUGAGGAUGAAGUUCAAGUCAAUUCUAAGACAACAAGACCUGAUGAUGGCAUUUGUGCAAGGGCAAAAUGGGCACAAAAUGCUACCACUGUGGCUGGCGGCCAUGGUCAAGGAUCUGAACUUAAUCAGUUGAAUUUUCCUUACGGAUUCUUUAUCGAUGAUAAUCAAACUGUUUAUGUAGCAGAUUCUGCUAAUCAUCGUGUGAUCAAAUGGGAACGCGGUGUUUCGAAAGGUCAAGUAAUCGCAGGUGGAAAAGAAGCUGGAGAUCGUGAAGAUCAAUUGUCUAAUCCAUCAGACGUUGUUGUGGAUAAAGAUGGAACAAUAUAUAUUAGUGAUUAUAAAAAUCAGCGUGUUCAGCGAUGGUUUCGAGAAGCUCUAAGUGGGCAAACACUUAUUGAUGAUAUUUCUGCUUUUGGCAUAACACAAGAUGAUCAAGGAUCACUUUAUGUCUCUGACUUCAGGAAAGGUGAAGUGAGGAAAUGGCGUAUGGGUGAAGCGGUUGAACAAGGCAUCAUUUCAGAACUGAGUCAGCCAUCCUUCCUGUUUGUUGAUCGAAAUCGAUCUGUCUUUGUGACUGAGACAGGUAGUUCUAUAGUGACAAAAGUUGAUGAUAGAUCAACGCGAAUGGAAAUUGCUGCUGGUGCAUUAUACGGUGAUGGUGACGAUGAAUUAGCAUCCCCAAUGGGUGUUGUUGUUGAUCAAUUGGGUACGGUUUAUGUGGCGGAUUCCGAGAAUAAUCGAAUAAUGCGAUGGCCACGUGGAUCUAAAUCUGGUAGUCUCAUCGCCGGUGGUCAUGAGCCAGGUUCCCAAUCCGAUCAACUUAAUUAUCCCACUGGCUUAUUAUUUGAUUUUGACGGAAACCUCUAUGUAGUGGAUAGUAGGAAUCAUCGUGUGCAAAAAUUUGCUAUUGAUAAGAGUCUGUGUUGA